Molecule: messenger RNA, 651 nt
Organism: Leptopilina boulardi
Lineage: Eukaryota; Metazoa; Arthropoda; Insecta; Hymenoptera; Figitidae
Exons: 2
Coding region: 1-651 (216 amino acids)
Source: RefSeq, a predicted model, not a curated record
AUGUAUUUUACCGGCCUAGUGUCAAAACUAGGUGGUCCUACUUCAUAUGUAUUGUUUAAGAACAAUUUGAACGCACAACUUGAUGCCAUGGAAAAUAUUCCGUAUAAUCCAGAAGAACCGGAAUUGUUUGGUCCGAGAAGAAAUCGGUGGGAUGAGCGACCAAACAAUUUACUAGAUCUACAAUCUGAUGAAAAUGAAAAUCCACAACCAUGGAUCCGAAUUAUGACUCGCCCUCGAUUGGCAAUUCCACCAACACCGACUCAGAUACCUCUUGAUCAAGGUCAAGAAGUGCUUAGGCAACGCGCUGUGGAACAUAUGCCGGCACCAAGAGCACCAGCUCCGAUUCCAGCACCACGAGCAAUUCAGCGAAUUGCUCAUGUACCAAGAGCACCAGCUCCGAUUCCAGCACCACGAGCAAUUCAGCGAAUUGCUCAUGUACCAAGAGCACCAGCGCCAAUUCCAGCACCACGAGCAUCAGCUCAGCUACCUGUGCUGGUACAAAGAGAAGCUGUACAGCAAGCAUCAGCACCGAUUCCAGCGCCAAGACGUGCUAUUGUGAUUCCUCCACGCAAUCUUCGUGGAACAUCUCGACAAAGGCUUUCAAAAGCAAUGAAAAAGAUGGCAACAGCAUCCUCAAGGAAGAAACACUAG